Molecule: messenger RNA, 1602 nt
Organism: Podospora pseudocomata
Lineage: Eukaryota; Fungi; Ascomycota; Sordariomycetes; Sordariales; Podosporaceae
Gene: hus1
Product: Checkpoint protein hus1
Exons: 4
Coding region: 1-1404 (467 amino acids)
Biological process (GO): meiotic DNA integrity checkpoint signaling; mitotic intra-S DNA damage checkpoint signaling; mitotic DNA replication checkpoint signaling
Cellular component (GO): checkpoint clamp complex; site of double-strand break
Source: RefSeq, a predicted model, not a curated record
AUGCCCGAUUUGCCGCCAGAAAGCCUACCACACCUGCGGACACCCGGUGCUCCCUAUGCCAUGCGUUGGUACGGUCUCAAAGCUGAAGAAGGCGACUACAAAACAAAAAACUGCACUCGGCGAUCUGGGUUGGAAGAGUUGUGGGUAUUGCGAUCAGGCGAGGGUCCAGGCAGGGUACAUGGUGAAGAGGAGCCGUCUAUGGAGGCCUUUUCGAUAUAUUGCCGACGCACUGAACCCUCGCCGGAGAAGAGAGAAUCGUCGGCAGGCACCACAGUAUCCCCCUUAUGUGCCGGGGCUAUGGGGCCAGCCGGACCUGGCCAGAGCGAGGGAUUCGGGAUGGGAGAGGUGGUGGAAAGCACAAGCUCCACAGGAGAGCUCGCCGCAGCGUUGAACUCCCUCGAGAAGAUCGCCUGGAUCCGUCUCGACGAUGACACGGUCCGCUUCACCGUGAUCCCAGAGGUGGGAUCACAAGUCUGGGCCUCCCUCUCAGCAGACCUAAUCUUCGACAACUACCAACUCCAAUCCAACGAACCAGCCAACACCAUCAACCUCGAGCUUCCCCUCGCCCCCCUCCAACGAGCCCUCCGCUCCGCCAUCAACUCCCACAACGCCAACCUCCGCCUCACAAAAAAGGACGGCGCCCCGAUGUUAUCGAUGGUAAUCCACACAAUGACCAAAGACUCCGGAGGUCCCAACCCAGCAGCCCCUCAUUCCAGGCCCGCCGCCGACGACGACGACGACAACGACCCCUUCAACAACCCCUCCCCCUUCCCCACCGAACCCCUAGAACUCCAAAUGAGACGAGAACGCGAAAAGAUCAUCACCCAGGACAUCCCCGUCCGCGUCCUGCACCCAGACACAGUAGAAACAAUCAUGCAGCCCAAAGUCCGCGAGCCAGACGUCCACAUCCAACUUCCCCCCCUCCUCCAGCUCAAAGCAAUCUCCGAUCGGUUCACCAAGCUUGCUUUGACUACCGCUUCUCCCUCCUCCUCUUCCCACAACAACAUCGUGACCAAGGACCCAAAGUUGGAGUUAUCAGCUAACAUGCACGGCUCGUUGCGGCUACGGUUGAGAACUGACACGCUGGAUAUAACCUCUGUCUGGGACGGGCUGGAGAACCCUGAGCUGGAUCCUAGUCAGUUGGCGAUGCCGCUCGAGGAGCACCCGAGUACGGUGUUUAGAGAGGCGGGGAGGGAUAAGUGGGCUACUGUUAGGGUCGACGGGAAGGACUGGAGCAGGGUGUUGAGUGUGGGACGGCUGGAGGGGAGGGUUAUCGCUUGUUUUAGCGACGAGCACGCUUUGAUACUGUAUGUCUAUGUGCCGCAUUCUAGCGGUGGGGUGGGGGGUGGGGUGGGGGGGAUGGAGGAUGUUGUUACUUAUUACGUCUCGUCUUUUAGUUCGUAAAGAGAAUAGCAGCUGGAUGGGAUAUCGGGUAAUGAUUUGCAGCGCGGCGUUAUUUGCUGUCUAGGAUUGCUUGGGGGCGGACACAAUGGAAAAAGGCGUUAUUAAUAUCGAGAAUGGGAUAGACAGAUAGAUACCCCUUAGUAUGUAUGACAGCAAGACAGUAUUUGCCAUAAUAAAACAGAGAAUCCUGUGAAUCCC